This is a messenger RNA of Macaca mulatta (Rhesus monkey), 2518 nucleotides long. RefSeq names its product trypsin like peroxisomal matrix peptidase 1 (gene TYSND1). Gene Ontology annotation, biological process: regulation of fatty acid beta-oxidation; protein processing. The record is from RefSeq and is a predicted model, not a curated record. Lineage: Eukaryota; Metazoa; Chordata; Mammalia; Primates; Cercopithecidae. Gene Ontology annotation, cellular component: peroxisome. Gene Ontology annotation, molecular function: serine-type endopeptidase activity.
GCUUCCAGCUGUGGGUGGCGCUAGGCUGGUUCAGCCGGACCGGGUAGGGGUUGUCGCUCGCUUGCUUGCGGUUUCUCGGAGAAGCCCUCUAGUGUCUGGCCUACAGGCCAUGGGAAGGCAGUGGGGGUCUGCCAUGAGGGCGGCCGAGCAGGCGGGCUGCGUGGUGAGCGCCUCCCGGGCCGGACGGCCCGAGGCGGGCCCAUGGAGCUGCAGCGGGGUAAUCCUGAGCCGUAGCCCGGGCCUGGUGCUUUGCCACGGGGGCAUCUUCGUCCCCUUCCUGCGAGCUGGCAGCGAAGUCCUGACCGCGGCCGGCGCCGCCUUCCUGCCUGGCGACAGUUGCAGCGACGACCUGCGCCUGCACGUGCAGUGGGCCCCAACGGCCGCGGGUCCCGGGGGCGGCGCGGAGCGGGGCCGCCCAGUGCUGUGCACGCCCCAGUGCGCGGGCCUCGAGCCCGGCCCAUCUGCUCCGUCCCGCGGGCGUCCCCUGCAGCCCCGGCUUCCCGCAGAGCUGCUGUUGCUGCUGAGCUGCCCGGCCUUCUGGGCCCACUUCGCGCGCCUCUUCGGGGACGAGGCGGCGGAACAGUGGCGCUUCUCGAGCGCGGCGCCGGAUGACGAAGUGUCGGAGGAGGAGGAGGCGGAUCAACUGAGAUCGCUGGGCUGGUUCGCGCUACUGGGCGUGCGGCUAGGCCAGGAGGAGGUGGAGGAGGAGCGCGGGCCGGCCGUGACCGUGUCGCCUCUCGGGGCCGUGCCCAAGGGCACGCCAUUGCUGGUCUGCGGCUCCCCUUUCGGCGCCUUCUGCCCUGACAUCUUUCUCAACACGCUGAGCUGCGGGGUGCUCAGCAACGUGGCCGGCCCGCUGCUGCUUACCGACGCACGCUGCCUGCCUGGCACCGAGGGCGGCGGCGUGUUCACCGCGCGGCCCGCGGGGGCGCUGGUGGCGCUGGUGGCGGCGCCGCUCUGCUGGAAGGCCGGCGAAUGGGUGGGCUUCACGCUGCUCUGCGCCGCCGCCCCACUUUUCCGCGCCGCCCGCGACGCGCUCUGCCGCCUGCGCCCCAGCGCCGCUGCCCUGGCCGCUCUCCUGCCGCCAGAGGUGGGCGUCCCGUGGGGUCUGCCCCUCCGAGACUCCGGGCCCCUGUGGGCAGCCGCGGCCGUGUUGGUGGAGUGCGGCACCGUAUGGGGCUCCGGAGUGGCUGUGGCACCCCGCCUUGUAGUGACCUGCCGGCACGUGUCCCCUCGGGAAGCAGCCAGGGUCCUGGUGCGCUCCACCACCCCCAAGAGUGUGGCCAUCUGGGGCCGUGUGGUAUUUGCCACUCAGGAGUCAUGUCCCUAUGACAUAGCAGUGGUGAGCCUGGAGGAGGACCUGGAUGAUGUCCCCAUCCCUGUGCCUGCUGAGCACUUCCACGAAGGCGAGGCUGUGAGUGUGGUGGGCUUUGGCGUCUUUGGCCAGGCUUGUGGGCCCUCGGUGACCUCAGGCAUCCUUUCGGCUGUGGUGCAGGUGGAUGGCAUGCCCGUGAUGCUGCAGACCACAUGUGCUGUGCACAGCGGCUCCAGUGGGGGACCCCUCUUCUCCAACCACUCAGGAAACCUCCUUGGCAUAAUCACCAGCAACACCCGGGACAAUAACACGGGGGCCACCUACCCCCACCUGAACUUCAGCAUUCCCAUCACGGUGCUCCAGCCGGCCCUGCAGCAGUACAGCCAGACCCAAGACCUGGGUGGCCUCCGGGAGCUGGACCGCGCUGCUGAGCCGGUCCGGGUGGUGUGGCGGCUGCAGCGGCCCCUGGCAGAGGCCCCGCGGAGCAAGCUCUGAGGCUGUGUUACCUCCUCUGGAAAGAAGAGUGACCUUUUUCUGCUGUAGGAAGUGAUGUUGAGGUGAUGGUGGCCUCAGGAUUCAGGGCCCAGCUCCUGAAGGGGCCUGGGCUGCUUCUCAUCUUCACCCACUGCAGUCUGGGCUUUGGGCUCUGGGGCCAACUUCUCUUCAGCCCCAUGGGAAGAGCCUGUUUUGGGGUGCUUUCUUGAAACCCCAGUUCUCUGUCCCCUAGCACUAGACUCAGCUGUAUUGUUUUUCCUUCUGGGGAGCCCACUUCAACUGCACAGAGGUUCUGGGCCUGACAGGUAGAUGCCAGCUGGAAGGCAGGCCUGUGCCUGGUUUUGCGUCUGUUCCCCUGAGGGCCACCAUCAUCCUGGAGCUUCACUGGGGCCUUGGCUCCUGUCUGCCUGUCAGUCAGGUCAGGGCUGACAGAGGACUCGGCUUCCUUAGCAUAUCUCAGCAGAAACCUUGCUCUCAAGAACAGAGACAGAAGGGACAGAAACAGGAGUGCCUCCUGUUGUGCCAGGCCCGUGGGCAGUGCAGGCAGAUCCCUGAAGGUCAGUACUCCUGGGUCUUCAUAUGCCAACAGGGGCACUCUGACACUGUGCCUUCAUUUUCCAGCCCACAGCCUGGGUCUCGGGGACCUUGAGGAGUAGAACAUAUCUGGUUGGGGCUUGGGAAUAAACAUGAUCUAUUGAAAAACCUCUA